Messenger RNA from Trichosporon asahii var. asahii CBS 2479, 1842 nucleotides. RefSeq lists its product as uncharacterized. The transcript has 3 exons. Bases 1 to 1842 code for a protein of 613 amino acids. NCBI's taxonomy places the organism in Eukaryota, Fungi, Basidiomycota, Tremellomycetes, Trichosporonales, Trichosporonaceae. The record is from RefSeq and is a predicted model, not a curated record.
AUGCCGCUCAAGGCCUGCGGCUCAAACGGCUGGGGCCAACUCGGCCUCGCGUCCAAGGACGACAUAUCGACCUUUGCCGGGGUGCAGAUGCCUCUGCCGACUCAGCCUGGUGCCGUUCUAGACCUGGCGAGUGGGAGUUCGCACACUCUGCUUUUGUUGCGGACAACAGUUCCGAGCACGUCGGCGGUGCAUGCCGAAACGGCCGCCGUGGCCGAAGCACACCGGCCACCCCGUCCGAGCCCGCUGGCUCAAUCAGACGACGAGGAUGACGUAGAAGAUGACAACGAUCCACCGAGCUCUGUCCACUCCUCCGUGACCCCCGGCUCUCCAACGGCCCCGACGCACCUGGCCGCUCCGCAGCCCGUGCCUGCCCCGUCUUCUGCGACUACGGCACCCGCUGCAGCGACUUCAGCUACGGGCCGAUCCCGCGCCGUCAGCUCGGCGAAGAAGCCCCUCCUGCCCUGGGGCCGGAACGUGCUCCUGGCAACGGGGACGAACACGCACGGCCAGCUGGGCCCGAACUGCGUGCUGUGGAACGAAACCAAGGAGUGGCUCACGUUCAAGGAACUCGACCUCCUCACGCCGCUGCGCGAGACACUGCGCCUCGACCCCGAGCAGUGGCAUCCCGUCAAAGUGGCCUGUACGUGGUCCACGUCCUUUGUGGUGUAUGAGCGAUUGCCGGACUGUCCGCCGUCGUCCUCCUUCCCUACUGCUUCUAGGUCCAGUCUUGCGCCCGGGGCUGCCGGGACCACAACGGGUUUGGACUCGGGACCGGCGUCCAGCUCAGCCUCAACCUCAGGCGAGGAAGAGCCGAUUCACGUGCUCGUCGUACGGCACGUCGUGAUUGUGCUGGACGGGCCGAAUGGGCAGAGAGUCCUCGGCUGGGGCGGCGCGCGGCACGGGCAGCUCGGGCACGCGCAGACCAUCACGGAGACCAUGGGCAACCUCACGAUCAGGGAGACGGUGGAGACCGGUCCAGACUUUCCAAUCACGAAUGGGGAUAGGCCCGAACUGCCCCCUAGGCCUCCAAGGCCUGCCGCGACUGCCGCCGACACUGGCGCCAAAGCUGCCGCGGGCGAUGCGGGGAGGGGCAAGCCCGAUGCAAAGGGGAAAGGCAAGGCGGCCUCGCGCCCGGCGCCCGCCGCGCCGCGCUCCAGCACCCCCGUCCCGAUCCCCGUGUCGGGGACAGUGCGCCAGGUCGCCGUCGGGGCCGCACACACCCUCAUCCUGACCGAUCGGCUCUAUGCCUUUGGCUCAGACGCGAAGGGCCAGAUCCGGGGUCUGAACGGGCUCGAGGCCGAGCAGAUCGCAGCGAGCUGGAACGGGUCCUACGUCCUCAAAUCUGGACAGUUGAGAGCACAGGGCGCAGAUACGCAUGGCCAGCUCUGUGGCGCGGGCACUAAUGGCGGAGAAGUUAGUUUGCCGUUCGACGCGCAGGUUAAGCGCAUUGUGGCGGGGUCGGAACAUUUGCUUGUUGUCCUUCAGGACGGGACGCUGCUGGCAGGAGGGUGGAAUGAGCAUGGCAACCUUGGGCUCGGGGAUGAGCGAGACAGAGAUGCGCUGGUCGAGGUGCCCGGCGUCACGGCGAUGCGGGCUUGGGCGGGCCCCUUCGGUCAGCAAGCAUGGUCGUCACAUUCCGUCGGCGUUCUACGGCGCCUCGAGAAGACCGUCUCCGCUUCCCUCGUCAUCGCCUUAGCACCUCUCACCGACCCGCAAUGCAUUCGACCAAAUGUUCAAUUCCUGCAGCAUCUGUAUCCAAGACCAAGUCGACAUCCGCACACACUCCACUAUGAACUUCGGAUUUGUGAGAACUACGGGUCUCGUCAAGAUCCAACCACAUGA